Molecule: messenger RNA, 3304 nt
Organism: Acipenser ruthenus (sterlet)
Lineage: Eukaryota; Metazoa; Chordata; Actinopteri; Acipenseriformes; Acipenseridae
Exons: 2
Coding region: 1451-2272 (273 amino acids)
Source: RefSeq, a predicted model, not a curated record
AUGGCUGGCAACCCUUUGAUGAAAAAGUGACCUAAUUCUGCUAAUGACCUUCACACGUGAAGGCGUUUGGAGUUCUAAAGACGUCAUUAGCACGUGUACCGGGGCUGCUGUCAAGUCUAAUUAACACUGAGGCAAUAGAGACAGCUUUGGAAUGCGUCGAGGCUGUAAAACAAACUGACAAAUGCGACAGGCAAAACAAGUUACUUCAUUAUUAUUAUUAUUAUUAGUUUAUUUAGCAGACGCCUUUAUACAAGGUGACUUACAGAGACUAGGGUGUGUGAACUAUGCAUCAGCUGCAGAGUCACUUACAACUACGUCUCACCUGAAAGACGGAGCACAAGGAUGUUCAGUGACUUGCUCAGGGUCACACAAUGAGUCAGUGGCUGAGGUGGGAUUUGAACCGGGGACCUCCUGAUUACAAGCCCUUGUCUUUAACCACUGGACCACACAGCCUCCUCCACUUUACCAAUGAAUCGUACUAUUGUCACACUUUCAAGAUGUUUCUAGUAUAUAGCCAGGCUGUCUUGGUGUGUAGUUUGGGGUAGAAGCGCAGUUAAAAUGCAGCGUAUUGAUGUCGUGUUUUAAACAUAGAAAAGUGACCCAUAGUAAAAGCACAGCAAAGUGUAAUAAAGCAAAGCCUGGCAAAGCACGGGUCAGCAUUGUAAAGAAGAGUGAGGUACGGUAAAGCAUUACUAAACCAUGGUCAAUGCAGAGUGUAACCAUGGGAACAGCAUGGGGUUCUUCAGAGAACUCUCAGAGUUCAAAGCUGCUUUUCUCUUUAUUAGUGCAUCAAACAGGUUUGUAUUUGCUGAUGGGCUCCAGUUCACAAUCCUGCUCUGAAAAGAGGAGUAUUGGAGGGAGUGGGAGGUGUGGAGCGCCGUGCAAUCCACAUGGGGGUCUGGUGGCUGGGACCCCUGCAGCUCCUAAACCCUUUGUCUUUACAAUCCAAACGCUACGGCAGCUGCUUCCUAUGAACCUGCUAACCAGGUGUGCCUUGUCAAGUGUAACAGCAGCGGGCAGGAGGCAGAUCUGUCACCCAGACUUAUAUGGUCAAGUUCAGGAACCCAGAGCUUUAUAAAAAGCACCGGCAGAGCCCAGCCAAGCCAGACGAAGACUGCAAGGCUUUCUUUUAUGGAGCCUUGAACCAAGAUCUUUUUUAUUUUUUAUUUUUUUGGGUGAUCCAAAUUUUUUGAAAGAAACUUUUUAAAAGAGACUGAACAGGAUUUUCUGUGCUUUGAGAUCCUUAAGAAAAGAAGGAGAGAAGGAGAGAAGGAAAGAGGAGAAGGAAAGAGGAGAGAAGAAAGGAGAGAAGGAAAGAAGAGAGAAGGAAAGGAGAGAAGAGGAGAGAAGAAAGAAAGGAGAGAAGGAAAGAGGAGAGAAGAAAGGAGAGAAGGAAAGAGGAGAGAAGGAAAGAAGAGAAGAAAAGAGGAGAGAAGGAAAGACAGCUGAAAUGAAUGUUGCCGUUCACAUUCUCCUGGCUGCUGUUUGUGCCGUGUCUCUCUCCAGUCCUCAGAAGGGCUUCAAUACGUUUCUAGAUGAAGACGCUGCCGGCUCUGGCGCUGGCUCAGACAGACCUAUUCAGGGGGUCGUGAAAGUGGUCCAUCUGAACCCCAGAUUCUUCGGCCAAUCCCCCUUUUUCAGCCGGCGCCCCCCCAGCUCUCUUUUCGGGCUUGGCGCCCCCGCCACAGGGGGUAUCCCGACCCCUUUCCUGGGACUGGGGAGGAGGGCAGUACCGGCUCGCAGCGGCCCUGGCUCUCUGCUCAAGCCCCAGCCUCACCUGGAGAGUGGCGUUGGGGUGGUGAUGCACAGGAAGCAGGGUAUGGACAUGUGGAAGAAAGCCAUCCAGAGGGACAGCGUGGCCAAGGAGGGGCUCCCAGUGACUCUGAAGGAAGCCUCUCAGACUGCGUGCAGGGCUGUCUCCUUUAGACAGGUAAGCCUGGCUUUUGCUGUUAAUUUCCAGCGUGUUUCUGCUCCGGGCUGCUUAACUGUCACUCUGCAAAACAAGCUGUGCCUCGGGCUGUGCAACUCUCUGUUUGUGCCGGCAGUCGGAGACGCGGGGUCCGCUGAAGCGCGGCCGGAGCAGCGGGCUCUCUCCGCGUCCUGCUCUCUGUGCGCCCCGGUGAAGACCCGGACAGCGCUGGUACCAAUGCUGUGCGAGGGGGUCGAGAGAGUGCGGGAGAGGCGGGUCACCGUGAUCGAAGAGUGCCAAUGCGAGAGCCGAAACAGAGGGGCGGAAGAAACGCUGCUGCGGUCACUUCUCUUGAAACGUUAACAUAGCACAACGACAACCCUUACUGUAAAGUAAAGGGGCUGAUUCUAAACCCUUUCGCGUCAUACAUGGAGAACUUACAUGGAAGACGCAAAUGCAUGACAGCCUCAUAUGAGGAUGCCAUCCUCACCCACGGACUAACCCCACCCAAAAUAUUAAUAUUUAAUUUUUGUUUCAUUUAGCAUUUUUAACUCCCACCUAGUAAUUCUUUUGUAAUUCAAAAUGAAUUGCUUUGCAUUCGUAUGUGAUUUGUAUCUGCCCCUCCUAGCACUGAACGAAGGUCAUGUGUGCCUGAAUAUGUCUGAAAGCACGUUCUGUAUAGACGCGUGGCGUUUGCCAUGGACUGUGUAUGUACUGUAUUGUGAAUUAUUGAUCGUACAACGGCCACUGGUGGCCAUGCGUGUUGUAUCGCCCUACAUUUUGAUGUUAAAAUCUUUGACAAUGGCUAUGUUUGCCAAAAAUAUGUAUUGAACCCACGACUCCCGGCUUAAUGUAUAUAAGCUUUGCAAUAAGAUUGACUGCCUCCCUUUAGGAGAUCCCUGGACUGCACUAUGAAUUGCUGUUUGGCGCCCUCUUGUGUUCGCUCUUCGUUAUUGCACGCCUUGUUUUUGUGUGUGUUAAUACUGGUCUCGGUAUUGUUAUUGUCGUGUUGUUAAAUGUUCCACGCAAAGUAUAAUGUGCUUGAAGCUGCAAUAGCAGUAAACUGUCUGUCCAAAGUUGUUUUUUUUUGGAAAAAUUAAAACAAAGUCAUAAUACAUAUUGACAUUGUAUGGUUUUGUUUGUGUUUGUGUGUGUGUGUGUGUGUGUGUGUGUGUGUGUGUAGCAGUUAGGGCUCUGGACUCUUAACCAGAGGGUCGUGGGUUCAAUCCCAGGUGGGGGACACUGCUGCUGUACCCUUGAGCAAGGUACUUUACCUAGAUUGCUCCAGUAAAAACCCAACUGUAUAAAUGGGUAAUUGUAUGUAAAAAUAAUGUGAUAUCUUGUAACAAUUGUAAGUCGCCCUGGAUAAGGGCGUCUGCUAAGAAAUAAAUAAUA